This is a messenger RNA of Drosophila busckii, 883 nucleotides long. Lineage: Eukaryota; Metazoa; Arthropoda; Insecta; Diptera; Drosophilidae. The record is from RefSeq and is a predicted model, not a curated record. The transcript has a single exon. Bases 50 to 754 code for a protein of 234 amino acids.
AUCAAAAAUUUUAAGUCAACUUUAUUUUUAAUGUGAAAAUUUUGUAAAAAUGAAUGUGACAUUUGCAAAAACCGCAAAUAGAUCGGACGAGAACGAGGACAAAGUAGACAAGGAUGAGAAAGAUGCAUACAUUAUCCUAGCACCGGACUCAAAUCUGCGACCGAUUAUGUUUCUCUUUUAUACCGUUGAGACGAUCUUCAAUAUGUUCUGCAUGGCUUUUCAUAUCAGUGGAUUUAUGAGCGUCGAUCUCGAAAUGCUGCCCUGGGAGAAGCAGAUGAUUCACUACUUCUAUCUGGUGACCUUCUAUGUCUUUAUGGUGCUCACUCUAUUCCAGAGCAUCAACAUCUGUACGGGACAUAUUCCAUCGCUUUGCAUGGAGAUCUGUAAGGCGAGCGCUGCUUCAUUUGCUUUUACCGUUAUUGCCGUGACGACCAUGUGGGAUGCGGAGCGAGACUUUCACUUGCUGUACAGGGGCACAGAGCCCGAGGAGGGUGUCUACCAGAAGGAUGAGCCAGUGCAUCCGUUUUUUCACUUCAUGCGCUCGCAGUCAAUCGCCUCACUAGCCUGUGGCAUCCUCUAUUUGCUGCAUGCCACAAUACUCAUUGAUAUUAAGAUUACCGCCUACUAUAUGCGCAAGGCCGAGGGCGAGUACCUGCCCCUGCGUCUCUAUGUAUUCGGCGAGCUGGUGCAGGACCGUUUGGAGAAAUACGAAUGGUUUAGAGACUUCUCAUCUAGCGAUCAAUUGCAUAUUUAAAAUACUAUGAAAGCGGAGCUUUCUAUAUACCAUGCCAUGCGGCAAUCUGUUAUCUGCUUUAACCAUGAAUGAAUUCAUUGUAAAGCUUUGCGGAAAACCUAAAAACCUUUUUGAAUAAAAAACAAAUAU